CACUUUCCGCAACCGGGACGACACAGCAGGGACUCUAUCCGUAUCAGUCUGUCCUGGGCAAUCAUCGAGUGCGGUGGCGAAUUUAUCUGUUCAGUCUGAUAACGAAACGUGGAGCGUUGACCGGAUUUUUUGGGGGUUCUGAUGCCAACACAAAGCAUUCUUGGAAGAUUCUGAAGUGAAGCGUGCGCUAGGGGAGAUUGUAGAGCAACGUGCGUAUUUCGGGGAGAUUGAUGGUGUUUGUGGGCGAGGUGGGCGGUUAGUGGUCGAAUUUGGGGCGCAGGGUCCAUUACCAAGGAUUUUGAAGGGUCGUUUAUGUGCUCAGUUCCGUUCCGUCAGUUAAUCCUUCGCGUUAUCUCAGUGUUUUUUCCUUGAUUCCGAAUGGGAUUAGUCCGCUGUCCACCACAAGCGACGACAGUUUUCUACGUGAGUUGAGGAGCAGCCAGAAGCGUUUUGUGGAAGGAUCAUUGCGAGUGCUGUGACCGACUGGAAGCGAAUCCUGUUACAGUUUCAAGUGGAGGGAAAACGUUUCUUGUUACGGUCUGGUGACAGAAAAGAACGGUUCUUUCCCGGUCUAUAAAUCAUCUGGCUGCGUUGCACACGGGAGUGAGCGAAAAGUUUGUGAAGUGGACAAAAAGUGUUGCAAAAACGUCGGGUGUCAUUUUCUUCGCCAACUGUCCCCCCAAAUAGCCAGAAGCGUUUAAUUUGAAGCGCAGAACGACAAAGCGAAGACGAUCGUGAACGGAAAACACUGAGGCCUGAGGACUACGGUCGGUGGUCAACCAAAGGAGCGCCGUUAAAAUUAAAAAAGAAUACAACCCGAAGAAAGUGAAGAUAACAAGCGGAAAUUGGUAAAGUUUACGCCGGACUGAACGAGUAAACGAGAUCGUUGAAUCGGGAAAAGUGAACGGAAGUGGAAGAACGGAGGCCACCGGAAAAGUUUCGUUCUUCUUUCAAUUUUCAGACGAGUCCCGAAACAUCAGCUACAAGGGAAAUUGCUGAUCAUUUGGACAUCCAUUAUAUAAUGUUUCAUUGAGACCGGUCAACUUUCAUCGCCGGGAAAAAGUUCCUCCCCUUGCUAAAACUGCUCCUGCUGCUACUAACAAAGGACAUCGAGACACGAAUGAAACCGUGGCACACACAGCAGUGGUCCCUACCUUCCUACCUACCUACUAGAUAAAACCUCGAGGGUUUAGAGAUCCCAAAGAACUUGAUCAAAGUCUUCAUCGAGCAAUAAUUACUUUCCCAACCCAUCGGGACGGAGCCACACAAAGAGAGGAAGCAUAUUUUUUCGGUGAAACUUCCUGGAGACAACUGACCGUUGUGUCUGCACUGGGACGGAAACGGAAAAGGGAAACAGCUUUAGUACAACUAAAGAGCAAAGUAGCCAACAGCCAGCCGUUCCGAAAUGAAGGGCCGACAUCUGCGGAGGCGAUUCAGCCUGCAGCCCUCGUUCAUGAAGGACGACAGCCCGGAGGACAGGCCGAAACGAGAGAAACCCCUGAAAAACGAUGAAAAUUCAAUCAAUUCCAACGUUCGGCACAAGAUCGUCGUCAUGGGAGCGGCCAAGGUCGGGAAAAGUUCAAUCAUCACGCAGUUCCUGUACGGGACCUUUUCGCCGAAAUACAAACGCACGGUGGAAGAAAUGCACCACGGGCACUUUUCGGUUGGUGGAGUGAAUCUAACUCUGGAUAUUCUGGAUACGUCCGGUUCGUACGAGUUUCCGGCUAUGCGAGCCCUUUCCAUCUCGUCAGCAGACGCCUUCAUUCUGGUGUACGACAUCACCGAUAGCGUCACCUUCGAGGAGGUCAAAGCCAUCCGGGAGCAGAUCCACGAAAUCAAAGCAACCACAGCCGUUCCCAUUGUAGUUGUUGGCAACAAAACCGACCUCGCCGACGAAGAUGAUGAUAUUCGACAGAUACCACGUGGCACAACGGAAUCGAUGAUAACCGUCGACUGGGAGAACGGCUUCGUCGAAGCUUCCGCCAAACUCAAUCGAAACAUUUCACAGGUCUUCAAGGAACUGCUCGCCCAGGCAAAAAUCACCUACAAUCUGAGCCCGGCGUUGCGUCGCCGGCGGCGCCAAUCGCUCCCGCAGCAAGCCAGUGCCGGAGGCGGCGGCACCGGUCCGUCCACCCCGUCGCAGACUGCUCCACCGUCUUCGGUGCACGUCCCUUCGGCGGCCCAGCUGGCCCACCUGCAGCAGAUCCAGGACAAGAGCCUGGGCGGAAAACGAAACUCGUGCAUUCUGUCUUAGGGCUGCUUGCGUGAUGUGUUGUGCGUGACACGAAGAGUCGGAUUGCAGUCAUUACAUUUGAACUCUGAGCGCAAAUUAUAUUUACUCGAUAGUAAUGUACUUACAACAUAGAUUCAGCAAUGGAAUCGGUAUUCACUUUGUUAUAUUGCAGUAAUUGAAACAUAAAAUCAGUACAUUGAAUAAAGAAUAAUGGUAAGGGAAAAACGAGCAAAUGUAGGCCAAAGUUUGUAAAGUAGCGAUGUGGAGUAAUACGGGUAAUUCCAAACAAAGCGAACAAGCAGAUUAUAAGCGUGAACAAGUUAUCCUACUACUAAUUAAGGUGUGGCACAAUUUUUCAGCUGUAAUACUGAUAAAAUACGCAGAAAAUAUGAACGAAAGUGAAUUAGUUGUUGAUUAAAAAUGAUCAAUUUUCUUGUAUUUUUUGCAAUUACAAAGUAUUUUAUUCACUAUUUUGACCCAUAAUUUCCAAAACAUUCAAAUGUUUUCUAAAAGUGAAUCUCAUUUUUUUAAUAAAAGCAGUAAGAGAACAUAUCCUUUAGGUAUUUGUUUUAAAUAUAUUUUGACCAUUAUUCGCAUGAAAAAGCUUGGUUUCACUGUUUUGUGUUCUAAAAUGUUACACCUAUACUUAUAUUUCAAAAUUUUUAACAGUUUUUCAAGAUCCGGAUCUAAAAAUAAGCAUUCUAACACAUAACAUGAUUUUGAAACGCUAGCGAACCUAGCGGUGGAAGGCAAGCUUUACUGAACAACGCGCAUAGGACAGAGCAAGGCUCUUUCGUAUGUAUAGGUUAAACGACUUCGUAGAUGGGAACCGACUUGAAAUAUUUUCAUCAUGGGUGAUGUCCAGCCUUAGCCUGUUUCAACGUUAGAUUUCGGGCUGCUCUAUCUCAUGCUGUCCAGUCGUUCAUUAUUGUGUCAUUUUAGAUUAAUUGGCAAAUCGGCUACAAUUAUCGAAAUGGAACCAAAUUAGCUUCUUCAUUAUUACCGUUUCUUCCUUCGCAAUCCACGAAAUUGGCCGCAUACUACUCUAACACUGUUUUGGAGUAAUAACAUGAAACUAAAUGGGGCGUAGUGACAAGAAGUUAAAUAAAAACAACGAUUUUUUAUCGUGCGUCCCAAAAACGAUAAAAGCCGUUCCGCGAGCGUUUUGCCGAUUUCUUCCAUCUCGACCAGAACCUCACUGACAAUUUUACAGAUGUAAACAGUACACUCUAAAAAGAAACUGUACAAAAUUUGGUUAACUUCGGUGAAACAGGAAAGCCAGGCCUAUGCUAAGAGCUCAUGUUUAGCGUAGCCAACACCAACACCAACGCCGAGCAACGUACGUCAAAUCUAAAAAAGCCUAACAUCAUAAAACAUCCAAAUUCAGCUUCCUUCAAUAUGCAACUUUAAUCGGGAAUAUUCAUUAAAUAUGACUAAUGAGUUUAAUUGAUUCAAAACUUAUUCUACAUGAUCAGUUUUGAUUUUACUUACAAGGAGAUCAACAAUUUGUCUUUUAUUUCACCGUGAAAAGCUUGAGCAGAAUUUAAAAAUAAUUCCUGCUCUUUUAUUGUUGUGCAUAUUUUUAAUUAUCAAGUUACAAUCAUUGGUGUUGUUGACGAUUGUUGACAUCUCAUGCAACUGACAGCGGUCUAUCUGCACACUGUGCCCGGGACAUGGUGGAUAUUUUUAAGCUAAGGGAGUUAGAUAGGGAUGUCUAUAGCCUGAGAAAAGCAGUACGUAAAUUUGAAAGCGGUACAAUAAUUUACGACUAACCCUUUAAGUAUGCAACCCUUAACUGGUGGUCGAUAGUCAAUCGCAGACCCGUGGAGACGUGAGAUUGAAAAUUGUGAACUAUGACCAGAACUUUGUUAGACGCUCCAUCCCAGAUGUUGUAUCACCAUAACGUAACGAUACAAAUAUUAAAUUUAUGUUAUGCUCCCCCCCCCACACCCCUCCAACAACUUUCCAAAAAUAUCUUGGGCGCGAAAAAAAUCCUUUGUGAAAAUCUCUUGCAUCCCUAGGCGCCACACAAAUUUUCGUGAUUUAGACAACAGAAACCUUUUCCGUAGUCAAUGAAUAGCAAAUAAAGGGACAACUUGUUGACUUGCUCCCGAUUGAUGCGGCGCGAUGCAAAAUAUUGCAUAAUAGUUGCUACAACAUUUGCCUUAGGGUCAGUCCUGCACACCUCCACCGACAGCCGAUCGACCUUGAGGGCCCUUUUAUGUUGUGAUCGUGGGUUUCAUCCAUACUAAAUUAUGUGUAUUCCGUCUCUUGAUAAAAGCGUAUAUCUUGCUUCAGAUUCGUUGAAAGAUUAAAUCCUUCGAAUGGCAGAGGCUUUUUUUCUUUCAGCUUUCAAUAUUUCAGCCACAGACAAACACACGUAACACUUGAAAAAUUACCAUCGACCAUGACUUCAACGAUCAAUUUGAAUUUGAUUGAUUGCGCGUUUCACAACUAGAGGCGCUAGCAUCGUAAUCCUUCGAUUUUGACUUUUCACUCCAGCGCCUUCUGGUGACAAUGUCAUACGAAACAGUGUUUCGUGUAACAUGUUCGCAAGAUGGUGGUAGAGGAGUUGAAUGAUGAAUUAUUUAGAAAAAUGUUCAAGCUGUUACGUCUGUUUGUCUGUGUUUCAGCUGUCCAAGUCAGUGACUAUUUGUGGCAAAAAUCCCCGGAUGCUGCAGUCAGGAGUCCACCCAUGCCCGUCUGUGCUGUCUACAGCAGUGCCCGACUCCCACUUACAGAGGGGGGAAGGGUCGUUUGGCCGAAUAACGUUCGAUAUCGUUGUUUGGCCGAAUAUACCAUUUGGCCGAACAGACCAUAAGGCCGAAAGUCAUUUGAUCGAAAGGAUCAUUUGGUCGAAUUGGUCAUUUGAAAAGCGAGAUAUAUGAUGUGAAAAGUGAGACGUGAGACGAGAUAUUGUGUUUUAUGGCUCCACUACCCAGAAUAGCAUUACCCCAAAGGCCACUACCCAGCCCUACCGUCCUGCUUAGUCAAGCUUAGUCUACAACCAAGAAGCUUUUUUCAAAUGCAAAAUUUUUUUCUCGUCUAUUUGAGCGAUUUGCGUCGACGGGAGCGUUAAUGUGUGUACAAAAAAUAGUGUGCGAUACGGCCGCACACUUUCACAGUCUCUUAAAAUCUAUGGUCACUAUCAACUCCCCCAAAGCCAACAUUUUGCGCUCCCGCAGGUGCGGACUCGCACUGCUUGCGCCCCCUUAACUCUCAGUUGGGCACUGGUGGUCACUAUCAACUCCCCCAAAGCCAACAUUUUGCGCUCCCGCAAGUGCGGACUCGCACUGCUUGCGCCCCCUUAACUCUCAGUUGGGCACUGGUGGUUACUAUCAACUCCCCAAAAGCCAACAUUUUGCGCUCCCGCAGGUGCGGACUCGCACUGCUUGCGCCCCCUUAACUCUCAGUUGGGCACUGGUGAUCACUAUCAACUCCCCCAAAGCCAACAUUUUGCGCUCCCGCAGGUGCGGACUCGCACUGCUUGCGCCCCCUUAACUCUCAG
Armigeres subalbatus is the source of this 5741-nucleotide messenger RNA. RefSeq names its product GTP-binding protein Di-Ras2. Bases 1406 to 2254 code for a protein of 282 amino acids. The transcript has 7 exons. Gene Ontology annotation, molecular function: GTPase activity; GTP binding. The record is from RefSeq and is a predicted model, not a curated record. NCBI's taxonomy places the organism in Eukaryota, Metazoa, Arthropoda, Insecta, Diptera, Culicidae.